AUGGCCGGCAUGAUGAUGGACGAGAAGCCCUUCAGAAUCGGUGUGAUGGAGUCGGUCACCGGUCCAGGCGAGACCUACGGCAGAGUCGCCGUGCAAGCGAAGCAGAUGGCCGUUGACGAGAUCAACGCCGCUGGCGGCAUCAACGGUCACAAGCUGGAGCUGAUCGUCGAAGACGAGAAGUGCAACGCGCAGGACUCGAUCACAGCGUACAGAAAGCUGACCGACGUGGACGGGGUGAAGAUCAUCCUCGGAACGUCGUGCAGCGGCGCGAUGCUCGGAGCGGCCCCGCUGGCUGAGGAGGACGGGGUCAUCAUGUUCUCCGGACUGGCGACCAACCCCGACAUCGCCGAAGCCGGCGACUAUAUCUUCCGCACGUCGCUCAACGACGCGCAGCUCGGCAUCGACACCGGCAACCUGCUCUGGGACGACGGCGUCCGAACGAUCGCCACCAUCACCGAGGCCACCGACUACGCUGAGGGCGUCCGCAGGACCACCGUCGAGCAGUUCGAGAAGCUCGGAGGAGAGGUUGUUGCCGAGGAGCGCUACGCAUCGGACGUCACCGACUUCAGAUCGCAGCUGACCAAGAUCAUCGGCCAGGACCCCGACGCCAUACACAUUGCCGCCCAGUCCGAGUUCACCGGCGGAACCGUCGUCAAACAGAUCCGCGAGCUUGGAUACGAGGGUGGUCUCUAUUCAGAGAUCGUUCCUGUCGGCACCACUGCGCUGGAGAUUGCCGGCGACGCUGCCACUGGACUCAAGGCGGUUAUCACCGACCUCGAUCCCGGCAACAUGAAGGCCCAGGAUGUGCUGGCCAGUUUCCGCGCACGCUAUGGCUACGUCACCCUUCCGUGGUAUCUCGGCUCGGCGUAUGACGAUGUGUACAUUACCGCAGAGUGCCUGAAGCAGACCGGCGACGACCAGGACGCUGACGGCUUCAGAGACUGCAUGUAUGGCAUCACCUGGAGCGGCACGAUUGGAGAGAGCUACAGCUUCGACGAAAGGGGCGAGGUCGUAGGACUGGCAAACGUGGUGGUCGAGGUACUGCCCCUGGCUGAGCGCACCGAAGCCAACCAGGGCUACAGGGUACUCGGCCCGGCUCCAUCUGCGAUGAUGCAGCAGUAG
This is a messenger RNA of Geodia barretti, 1122 nucleotides long. Lineage: Eukaryota; Metazoa; Porifera; Demospongiae; Tetractinellida; Geodiidae. The record is from the annotation of a GenBank genome assembly.